Molecule: messenger RNA, 696 nt
Organism: Phaedon cochleariae (mustard beetle)
Lineage: Eukaryota; Metazoa; Arthropoda; Insecta; Coleoptera; Chrysomelidae
Source: the annotation of a GenBank genome assembly
AUGAAUACAGCAGAGAAAGAAACUGUAAGUAAAACGUUCGCACAAAACCAAGCAGAGAGAAUGAAAAAGCUGAGAGAACUACACAGGCUGAGAAACGAAGCCAGGACACACAAUCACCAAGAAGUGAUCGCCGAAGAUGCGAGAAACAAGCUUCCAAAUAACUGGGAGAGCAGGAAACGAAGAGCAGAAUGGAUGUUGAAUGAUCAAACUGAAAGAGAGGAGGCUGUCAAUCGUGGAGAGGAUUAUGAUAGGCUAAAAUUAUUGAACGUUUCUGCUGUGGAAGCUGAAAGAUUAGAAAGGAUGAAAAAGAAGAAAAACCCUGAUGAAGGAUUUUCUAAUUUUGAAGCUGCAUCUGUGAGACAGUACAAUAGGUUGGUGAAAAAUUUACCAGCAAAAGACAUGGAAAGAUACAUAGAGCAGAAGAACAAGUAUGGUGAAGCAUUUUAUGCUGCUCCCAAUACAAUUGUGCAUGGUUUACAUGAAGACAGGCCAGAGGCUGUGGACAAUCUGGUGAAGAGUGUGGAAGAGCAGAUAGCAAAGAGGAACAAGUAUUCUAGGAGGCGUACUCAUAAUGAUGAUGCUGAUAUUGAUUAUAUCAAUGAGAGGAAUGCCAAGUUCAAUAAGAAAAUGGACAGGUUUUAUGGGGAGCAUACUGCUGAGAUUAAACAGAAUUUGGAGAGGGGCACUGCAGUGUAA